AUCACAAGUUUGAAGUCGUUAAUGGGGAAGAAAUGCAUCAGAGUUUAAUAGAAAACUGCAAUUGUUUCUUCUUGACUUUGGGUCGUAUACGCAGUCGAUCUCUUAUCUUUACAUGUCAUAUUUUAACAAUGACAAUUUCAAGCGCUGGGCAAGAGCAUAUCAGCCCGCUAUCUAUACCAAUAUGGAGAUCAGCAAUUAUAUUGAAAGCUGGCACAAUCAGCUGAAAGCGACAUAUUUAAAAAGAAAGCAGAACCGAAGAGUAGGCAGACUGAUAUUCAUACUAGUGAAUGAUGUUGAAGAGGAUUAUCUCCAAAAUAUACAAAGGCUGAUGCUAAAAGUUGGUAGAAUGGGCCCUGAAGAAAGAAGAAGAAGGGCGAGGCAAAUAAAAGCCGAUCAAAUCAACCUGGAGUGUAUUCCUGAUAUGAUUACAGAAAGUGGUACAUCUGGAGGUUACCUAGUCCAGCUGUUCAACAAUGUAGAACUUCAGCACAAAAUCAUUGUAAUGGAAAAUGAAAUGAAGAGCUGCAUCUGUAACGGUUUUAGGAACAACAACAUUGCUUGUAAACAGAUGUAUCUGCUCAAUCGUUUACAUGCUGGAAUAACUCCUUUUAAAGGUAAAUUGCGAGGUCUACGUAUUUGUAGAUAACUUAUACAAAAACCUACUUUCAUUUAUAAGAAAACAUCGUAUCAUUUAAGCAAGGAGACUCGGUUGUUCAAGUUAAUGCUAUUAACAAUGCUGCUGAAAACAGAGUUGUUGCUACAGGACAUUUUUCUACGUCUCAGGAUAAUCUAACAGCUGAAAUGGCUAAUCUUCCUGCUGCUUAUCGCUCUUAUAGAGAAAAUCCAUACCGUUUAACUGAUAAGCAAAUAGCAAAUAUAAGAUUGGGAGCAGAACUGAUACUGUCUGCAAUUGACGAAAAUAAUACUAGAAGAAACAAUGCAACAAACCAAAGUUUUUCAACCCAAAGACG
Molecule: messenger RNA, 971 nt
Organism: Rhizopus microsporus ATCC 52813
Lineage: Eukaryota; Fungi; Mucoromycota; Mucoromycetes; Mucorales; Rhizopodaceae
Exons: 1
Coding region: 113-646 (177 amino acids)
Source: RefSeq, a predicted model, not a curated record